AUGGGUUCCGAAUCUCCGCAAUUCGUCUACAAAAUCCUUCCCGAGGCCCCAGCUGAGCCCUUCCCUGCCCGGCUACCCUUGUCCGAGCUCGAUGCUAAAGACGGCUUCAUCCACCUGAGCACUGCUGUCCAGGUCCCUAAAACCGCAGACUUGUUCUUUGCCGAGCAUACCAAGCUCUGGGUCGUCAAGCUAGUGCUCUCGAAGCUGCCCGAUCCCGUCAAGUUCGAGAAUGGCUUCCCUCAUCUCUACGGCAACUUUGGCGCCCGUGACAUUGACUCGGAAUCUCGCUUCGAGCGUCGACAAGGGCAGACAUGGGCCGAUAGCAUGGGCACAUCCUCUUGGCUGGAUUAG
Akanthomyces muscarius is the source of this 351-nucleotide messenger RNA. RefSeq lists its product as uncharacterized. Lineage: Eukaryota; Fungi; Ascomycota; Sordariomycetes; Hypocreales; Cordycipitaceae. The coding region runs from base 1 to 351 and encodes 116 amino acids. The record is from RefSeq and is a predicted model, not a curated record. The transcript has 2 exons.